Salvia splendens (bonfire salvia) is the source of this 1378-nucleotide messenger RNA. RefSeq names its product MADS-box protein SOC1. Gene Ontology annotation, molecular function: RNA polymerase II transcription regulatory region sequence-specific DNA binding; protein dimerization activity; DNA-binding transcription factor activity. The record is from RefSeq and is a predicted model, not a curated record. Gene Ontology annotation, cellular component: nucleus. Bases 507 to 1163 code for a protein of 218 amino acids. Gene Ontology annotation, biological process: positive regulation of transcription by RNA polymerase II. The transcript has 7 exons. NCBI's taxonomy places the organism in Eukaryota, Viridiplantae, Streptophyta, Magnoliopsida, Lamiales, Lamiaceae.
AUCUCUUUUCCACCUCUCUCUCUCUCUAACAAGUCACAAACAUAAACACAUCAGAUUUGUUUCAUCCCUUUUUUAGGCAUAUUUCUUUUUCCACCUCACACCAAAAGGAUCUCGGAGUAUUUUCCAUAUUUGUAAGCAUUAACCAUGAUUUCAUAUUCUUGUUUCCACAAAAAUCCACUUAUUUUUGGAAAAUUCUUCCGAGACUUCUUUUUUUUCCACUCCUCCAAAUACUCCCUUUGUUCCCAAUUAGGAGUCACUCUUUGAACGGGCACGGGUUUUAAGGAAGUGUUUGAAUGUGUGGUAUAAUAAAUGGAGUUAGGUAGUGGAAUGUGGGACCUCUUUGACUUUUAGGGUAUUUUUGAUGUUCAAAUAUAGUAAGUAGGAAGAGUGACUCUUAAUCGGGGACGGAGGGAGUAUUUAUUAUCCUCACAUAAUUCCCCCAAAACCACCACUACUCUUUGAAUUUUUCACAAAUUUUGUUUCCCUUUUCCUUUGAGAGAAGAAAAAUGGUGAGAGGAAAGACUCAGAUGAGGCGUAUAGAGAACGCGACAAGCAGGCAAGUGACGUUCUCGAAGAGGAGAAAUGGGCUGCUGAAGAAGGCCUUCGAGCUCUCGGUUCUGUGCGAUGCUGAGGUGGCACUCAUCAUCUUCUCCCCUAGAGGGAAGCUCCAUGAAUUCGCUAGCUCAAGCAUGCACGAGACGAUCAAGCGUUAUCAGAAGCACACUAAAGAUAGUCAAGCCAACAAUCCCCCUUCAGAGCAUAAUAUGCAGCAUUUGAAACACGAAGCAGCCGCCAUGAUGAAGAAAAUCGAGCAGCUGGAAACAUCAAAGCAGAAGCUACAUGGUGAAGGUUUAGGGUCGUGCACCAUGGAGGAGCUGCAGCAGCUCGAGCAGAAGCUGGAGCGCAGCGUAACCACCAUUCGCGCAAGAAAGAUGCAAGUAUACAAGCAGCAGAUCGAUCGUUUGAAGGAAAAGGAGAAGGCCCUCUGUGCUGAAAACGCGAUGCUGUGUGACAAGCCAUUGCAGUUUGGACUACAAGCAUGGGGUCGAGCAGGAUCGAGCGAGGAGAGGGCCGUUGUGCCAUCUGCAGAGAUCAGUGAGGUCUCGGAUGUGGAGACAGAGUUGUUCAUAGGGUUGCCUGAGACGAGGCAUAAGCGCCAUUAGUAUGUGAUUACUAUUAGUUAAAGCUGCCUAACUCCUAGCUUUAGUAACGUGUGUAUGUUUAUAUGAAUAUUCUUGCUUAUUUAUUUUCAUGUCAAAUUGUAAUUUGCACUUGGAACUGCAAGUAAUAUGUGCCUACUGUAUCUGUUAACCACAUUGACUCUUUUUUGGCUGCGAUGGAAUAUUGUAUAUUACAUACACAAAACUUAUUUCUGACA